Messenger RNA from Carassius gibelio (silver crucian carp), 2108 nucleotides. RefSeq names its product gastrula zinc finger protein XlCGF8.2DB-like. Bases 99 to 992 code for a protein of 297 amino acids. NCBI's taxonomy places the organism in Eukaryota, Metazoa, Chordata, Actinopteri, Cypriniformes, Cyprinidae. The record is from RefSeq and is a predicted model, not a curated record. Gene Ontology annotation, biological process: regulation of transcription by RNA polymerase II. The transcript has 3 exons. Gene Ontology annotation, molecular function: RNA polymerase II cis-regulatory region sequence-specific DNA binding; DNA-binding transcription factor activity.
GUCACAAGGCUGCGUCGCGCUCCAGCUUCUGUUGUGAUUCAGCUGAAGAAAAGGAUAAAAGUGUCCUUCUGUGAAGCGACUGUGCCACCGUUAUAAAGAUGGCGUUUAUUAAAGAGGAGAUUGAAGAUGUGAAGAUUGAAGAAACAUUCAGAGUCAAACAAGAAGAGACUGAGGAACAAAUAGACCCGAUGCCACUGAAAGAAGAGAGUCAAGAACUGAGUGAAAUGGAAGAAGAAUAUCAUGAUUUCAUAAAUGGGAAAAAAUCUGCAAAGACUGACAAGACGUCCUCAGGAAAAACAUCCAAGAGGAAAUCGUACAGGUUUUGCACCUGCCAUCAGUGUGGAAAGAGUUUCAGUCAAAAACCAAACCUUAAAAUCCACAUGAGAACUCACACAGGAGAGAAACCUUAUACCUGUCAACGAUGUGGAAAGAGUUUUAGUCAAAAAGCCAACCUUAAAAGCCACAUGAGAAUUCACACUGGAGAGAAGCGUUUCACCUGCCAACAGUGUGGAAACAGUUUCAUUCAAAAAGGGAACCUUAAAAAACACAUGGGUAUCCACACCGGAGAGAAGCCAUUCACGUGUGAUCAGUGUGGAAAGUGUUUCACACAUAAAGACAUGCUUAAUUCCCACAUGAGGGUUCACUCAAAAGAGGACUGUUUUUUGUGUCAACAGUGUGGAAGAAGUUUCGCUCAUAAAGUAAGCUUCAAGACUCACAUGAGAGUUCACACCGGAGAGGAGCCUUACGCAUGCUCUCAGUGUGGAAAGAGCUUCAGAUAUAAACCAUCUCUUGAUUCCCACGUGAGAAUUCACACUGGAGAAAACCCUCACACCUGCACACUGUGUGGGAAGAGCUUCUCACGAAACACAUCUCUUAAGACUCACAUGGACAUUCACACUGGAGAGAAGCCAUUCACAUGUGAUCAGUGUGGAAAGAGUUUCAGACGUAAAGUAACCCUUAAUGAACACGUGAAGAUUCACUGUAGGAGAUAACCCUUUUAGAUAAAGUAAUAUUAGAAGCUAUUAUCCAGCAUACCAGAGCAAAUUGCAGAGGUUAUGAGGAACAAAGGUCAACACUGUAAAUAUCGUCUCGUAUUGUUUUUGCCCAUAAAAGCUUUUAAAACCUGAUAUGCUUAUCACUGUUUUUAGUAUAUCAUCUACAAAUACUAAAGCAGCAAACUGUGCAGAACACAAAAUUUAUGUCACUGCCAAAACUUUUGGCCAUGACUAUCUACAUCUUGAUGACUGUGUUAAAGAGUUCUUCUCACAUUAACCCAAACUAGUGUGUUAUUCAUUAUACCUGUGUUUAACCGUCCCACCAUUAUCUUUUUCAAAGAUGCAAAAAGAACAGGUUAAAUUAUAUCAUAUGAACUUGCUUCACAAAAACUAGAAAAGAAUGUCCAGUUAAAAUAUUUUUGUUUAGAAAUGAGUGAAGGGUAAGUUUAAGCAGGGUGUUAUUUUAACUGGAAAAUUUCGGAAGUGAAGUCAUGGCUGCAAGUACUUGAUUUGUGCUAUGUACAUUUUACAUUUGUUUAUACGCAUCUCUUCCAGCUGCACUGAAAGCAGAGAGGUGCACAGGUCCGAUUUUGUAAAUCCGCACCCGUCCCGACCCGCUUAAAAUAGAACCGACACCCGACCCGCAAUCAAAUCAGUUAAGCCAAUCACAUUAGACACACUUUUUUUCGAAUUUUAUUGCCAUGUCAUACAGAAGUUAUUCAUGGAAAACUCUUUUUAAAAGAUAUUCGUUUUUUAUACGUUAUCUUAAUUUUGAUCAAUGUUUUAUCAAUCAAUUGCCCGUAUUUAAUAAAUAAGAAGCAAAUAUAUAGCAGACAAUGUAGCUAAUAACCUUAGUGUAAUUGACAGAAUUACAAAAAAAUAUUUUGCUACCUAAAAUUUUUCUAUUUUGUGUCACGCAUGCAUGCAUGUCUAUUUCCCGCAUAUAAAAUAUAAAACGCAUGUGGACUGAUAUUUUUCAUAUGUCUGGACUCCUUUAUUAAUGGAGUAGCUACCUAUAUAAACAGACGUUUCAAUAUAUUGGUAUUAAAUGCAUUUUCUGAGAAUUUAUAUUACAUGUUUUUACUGCAAAUGUCGAAAUAAGUGCUCUUUGUU